Messenger RNA from Paramecium sonneborni, 819 nucleotides. Lineage: Eukaryota; Ciliophora; Oligohymenophorea; Peniculida; Parameciidae. The record is from the annotation of a GenBank genome assembly.
AUGUUGAUAUUAAUACUUUUUACAAUAUGUUAAUCAGUUAUAGUGACUUUGGAUAAAACUUGUUUAUGCACUGAAAUCUUUGUAGAAAGUGAUUGCAUAGCAUUUGGAUGUUAAUUCUAAUAAAAAUUAUGUACAAAUUUAGGGUGCACUGAAGUUAAAUCGAGAGUAGAAUGUGAUUCAAGAUUUGAUUGUUCUUUCGAUCACAAAUCUCAAACUUGUUCUGCUUUUUCAUAAUGCAAUGCAUAUUAUGUAGAUGUAGAGGAACAAUGUUACAAUAAAGGUAAUUAAGUAAUAGGAUGUGUAUCAAGUGGAAAAAAAACAGAAGGUUAUUAUCAAUGUACAAAUUAUCUGGCAAAACAAAAAGAAUACGUAAUUUGUUCUGAUUAACUUACUUCAGCAGCAUGCAAUGGUGUAUAAGUAGAUGGUUAUGAGUGUGUUUGGAAGAGCAUAAGUAAUUAAUGUAUAGCAUUCCAAUUAAAAAAUUGUGAUGAUGCAUCAGAUUUAAGUGAAUCCUUAUGUGAUAUAUCUAGUUGCAUAUGGUUAAAUAAUGAAUGUGAAGAGAAACAGUGUAAGGAUUUUACAUCUCAAAGUUCAUGUUAAUACAUUCCUCAUUUGGAUGGUAAUUCAUUCACUAUUUGUUCUUGGUCAACUAAUUCAUGUGUAGAAUUGAAUAGUGUUUCUUAUCUUUCAUAAAAUAAUUGUACUAAUGUCACCUUAGGAACACAUUUUUGGAAUAAUGUAAAAAAUAAAUGCAUUGAAUGUGAAGGAUUUGCACAAUUAUUUUUAUUGAAUUUAAUUUUGUUUAUCACAUCAUUCUGA